UGUUCUUGUUCCAAAAUGAGAACGUAACCACAAUCCAGCUGCGCCACCGGCUUUCCUUUGUUUUGUACUUCGGCCUAAUUUCAUUUUUGAGCACUACUGCACUUUCUUGGGCUUCUAGUACUGGUUCACCACUUUGACGAACGUACUUUUUCCAAGAAAAAAAAAGCAGAAAUAGAGAACCGAUCAUGCUGCGCAAAAAGAUGUUGGCAAACACCACGACGGCGCUCGUCGCUGUUGCGGCGGGCCACGGGGAGUUUCGUUCCGUUUUCGGAAAAAUGCGACUCCACAAGGCCCAGCCCAUGGGUCCAAUACCUCCGAGCGGCGAUAGCUUCCACCUCGAGAAGAUGAACGACGAAGAAGAUGGCUUCAAUGCGAUCGAUUUUGCCGACCUCGCCCGCGAUGAGCCCGCGGGCAGGACGCCGGCCGCUCCGUCCAUGCAGAUGUGGGAGCAGCUGCCUCCGAGUGACGCUUUUCAAAGCGCAAAGGAGCGCCUGGACGGGGCGAUUCGCGAGGAUGAAGAGGAGGAGAAUUCUUCACUCGUCGGGGGAGAUGAAGAAGACCACGAGCAAAUGGAUGUCGAUGAGGAGGUGGAACAAAAUACGGUUGAUGAUAAACUGUCGCCGAGAACCACGGGUACUAGUAGCACGCCAUCAACAUCAGCGCCGACUCCAACACCUGCCACAGUUCAUCUUCCUGCGGGCUUCGUGUUGUCAAAAUCUUCCGGAGGAGGUGUUGGCGCACCAAGAGCUGCUGCGACUGGUGGCGCAGGUUCCUCUCCUACUGCGUCUUCCUCCACAACUUCUGUAGUUUCCUCGGGAGGUCCGCGCGUGCUCGGCACGCUUUCGAUGGAAGACGCCCUGCUGGCGGGCACCGAGAAGCUCCGCGCGGCGCGGUUGCGGUACUACUCGCGCGAACGUAAGAUGGAGGGCGCGCGGCAGCGGGAAACUAGCACGGCGCGCCUGGAGCGGCAGCACGGCGGCGCGGGGACCGCGGAAGAAUUUGUGCGGAACGUCAAGAGGGAGCCGGAGUUCUCGGCCGGAGUGACCCGCGAAAUGCAGUUUGUGCUGCGGAACCGGUUGGAGCACGCCGGAGUGGUGGUGCCACAGUCUACUUCCUCUGGUAUGAACUGCAAAAGUAUCGUAUUAGUAGCUUCUAGUAGUAAUUGCAAUACAAAUUAGCCCAGCAUGACAAAUGGAAUUUGUCAUCUUGUUUUGCCUUGGGAUGGAGAUUUGUAAUGCAUGACUGCGAUUACAACUACGAGUGCGAUACUUUUGCACAGGAUAUCUGGAACGGCGCGGAAACGGGCCGCGAAUCUGAGUGUCGGGGUAGCGCAGCUGCGAGGAGCUUAUGUUGGAAGGGGUCAACAACAUGAUCAUCCGCGCAUGGCUUCAACGUGUUCCUCGGAGAAAGAGGAGGAAGACGAGCUGUGUGGCCUGUUUGGGACAAAGUGCGCAGUAAAUAAAAUAGUACACACUGAUAAUGAAACGAGGAAACCAUUAACAUUAUCCGCUGAUGAUGUGACCACGGGAACCGAUGGUAAUGAACCGAUGGGGGAACACGAACAAGACCAGGCGGUCUUUCGUGUUGAACAAAGUGUUGACCAAGGAGAAGGACCACUUUUUCAAAAUACACAAGAAAUCCGAGGUGGACAACGAUCACGGGAGAACAGCAACAUUAAAGCCGACCUGCGCCGCGCGUCUUCCGCAACACGGCGAAGCAAAAACAAGGGCCUGCUUGUUGAUGUUCAAGGAGGAAAGAGUCCCAAGCUGCCAAGUACGGUUGGGGAACAAGAACGGGAAAACAAUAAGUCCGCAGCCUCUACUAAUCCCACUUCUCCUGCUCCGGGUUCCCACGGCAGCACAUCAAGUAGUACCACAGAGCUCUUCGCACGACUGCAGGCACAGCGGGAGCGGAUCGCAAGCCAGGAAGCUGCGGGAGGGGUCGUCGGUGUAGAACAAACCGGUAUCACAGCAAGGACUGGUGGUCAUCGAGGUGGCUAUCUGGCAGCAGAUGAAGAAAACGCAGGCGUCAGCGGCCGCGAGUGCGCCGAGCUGUCCACGAUGCUGUCCGCCCGGCGAAGAACGAUGCAGGCCGGAGAUCUUCAUGGAGGUGAACAGCCUGGUGUGGACUAUGGUGCUGACGAACCAGCAUUCAGUGCCGACGUGGAGGAGCUGGCGCGAUCGCGUAUGAAUCGCAUCGGUUGCAGCAAAAAAACGGCUCGGAGGGCAGGUGCUCCGGAGCAUGAUGUGAGGAGCCGCACUGCAACGUCCCAGGGCCCGGCCAGUCGCGAGCUCGCGAUGAAGCUCGAGCAUCGGUUGGCAAUCGAGCGAAACUGGAAUCCGCUGGUUACUGUGGUACGUGUUGUAGUAGUACUUUACGCCCAGAUACUUAAAUGAUAAUAAAGAGUGCUUCAACAGUAAAAGAGAGAGACCACAACAUUUCAGAUUUUCAAUUUGAUUUUGUUCCCGUUUGUGGUAGUUGUGAUCAACAAUAAAACCCCCGCUGGCCUUUUCUGCAGUUAUUUGAAGAAGAUCUACUUCCCCGCGGCCAACGAUUUUCUUCAAAUGACCCAGAACAACAUCGAUCUUCAACUUCCAUCACACCACAGGGCUUUCGCAAACAGCAAGAGGCCGACCCGGACAUUGUGAAGUUUGUGAAGCUAUCAAAUGCAAAAAUGUCUGGGUCUGGAAGAAUGCAGACUUGUCAUGCAUAUUUUCCAUGCCCCAUGACUAUGACAUCUGGAAUGCAGGACCUAGCAUGACAGAUUCUGCGAAGUCUCUAUCAUGCCUCUCCUGAAUGAGAAACUCCCGCUCAUGUUGGUCAAAAAAGGACAACUUUCGGUAAUCACGCAACACAGACUUUUGUGUGACCCACAGGACGCAUCACAAGUUCCAUCCUUCCAGACCCAGACACUUUUGCAUUUGAUAGAAGCAGUUGACUGAGGAGCUCGACCCGGCCACGCGGCGCGAACGCUUCGACGAGCGCAUAAAGCUGGAGCGAGGGAAGAUGGAACGUGACCUGCAACAGGUGAACAAGUUUCUGGAAAAGAAAUUGGUGAAAUCGCGCGAGACGUUGGACAAACUGCUCGCGGACCGGAAGUAUCAUCUGCAAAAGUAUCGUACUCGUACUAAAACUAAUCGCAGCACAGCAUGACAGAUCUGGCUUUCUACCUAAUUCCCCAUGACAGGUUUCGUUCUUCCUUCGUUCUGAAAAAAUUUGUGAUGCAGCUUAUUCCACUAGUACGAUAUUUUUGCAAUGCAUAAGAAGCAGUUGGGCACCCUGCGGAUCAAGUACCUACAGGACGCUCUUGACAAACUCCCGGGUGGAAAAGGCGGGUUUUACGAGAAGCUCCGUCCCUGGUUUUUGGCCUCCACCAACACGGACAAGGCGGAUGCCCUGAUCGCCCAGCAGAGUGCGCCCCUGCUCUCGGCCAGUCAGAAGAGAGCCAAAGAAGCAGAGCUGGCGAGGAGCAGUGGUUCUUCGGCUUCCACCUCCACCUCGGGCUCCGCUUCUGAUCCGAGCGUCGGGCAAGGACAAGAGCCAAGAAAAGUGCUCGCGGAAAAGACGAAGGAUGUAGCUGCUCCGGGAGCCAAACCUUUGCCGUAGGAGGCACGAAACGCCUCCGAAAAUUUCUGGUGGCGGCGUGGUGUGAACAGAACAUCAUCAGCGGGAGGUGGAUGAACGAUGGUGCUGCUAAAAAACAACAGCGAGCGGUGGGUGCUGAACCUGCGGAGUUGCUCACUUCUCUUCUUUUUGAGAGAAUCUUUUUGUCAACGACAAUUGAAAAAAUAAUGAAGCAAACAACAUGUACGUCUUUGUCUUUCAAGUAGAUCAAACGUCACUACGGUUAUGGGUAAGUAGCCAUCGAUUGGCGAAUCGGGCAACUCUGUGAUACGAAACGCCACAGGUGGCGCCCCUGCUUCUAUUCUCCGAAAUUGCGCUAGUACAAUAUGUAAACCAACGACAUUUUGCUUUCUUCUUGAGCGCCAGUACGCUCGUAGUAAUACAUGAACAAAAUUUUGCUACUAAGGUGAAAAUAAUGCGAGACAUCGUGAAAAAUAUGUUGCAAGAAUGUAUCAGCCAGAACCGUUCUGAUUUUUCACUGACACGCCAAUCCUUUGCGAGUUGCCUGCGGGUGCAGAAGCGUCGGAGUUAAAAAAACGAAAAUCUUGCUGUAGCGGCAGGUUGUAUAAGGAAAAACUAGUACUAGCACACUUGUAGGUCAUGUUGAGAAUAUUCUGACGUGAUGAAGCUAUACCAACACUUUUUUGCAAACUGCUAUCCAACUGUAAUGUAACCAUACACUCAAAUGAAUAUUCGCAUUAGAAGUCGUGGGCUGGGAAAGAAAUAUAAAUCAGACAGUAGCAGGCCACCCUUGUAGCGUCUUUGCGGUGCUGCUGCCUCACCACGAGCACGGUUCUCAGCGAUCCUCGCGCAGCUGCAAAAUGCCACUUCAAUAAUGCCCUUUUGUGCGAUAUCGAAACACACGACAGAUGAAUUUCGGGACAUGUGGUUGUCUUUCGUUCCUUUGCUCGUUUUGUUGGAUGAUAAACAUAAAGCCGCUGGAGCAAGAAAUAACGCCCUGCUGCUCGUCGGGCGACCAGAACCAGAAGAU
Messenger RNA from Amoebophrya sp. A120, 4615 nucleotides. The record is from the annotation of a GenBank genome assembly. NCBI's taxonomy places the organism in Eukaryota, Dinophyceae, Syndiniales, Amoebophryaceae.